AUGAAUACAAUAGAUAGUUUAAUAGAAAAAUUUUAUUGGAACUCAAUCUGUAAAACAAUAUGGAAAGAGAAUACAGAUCAAUUGGAUGAAAUUAUUGAUUGGAUCCAUUCAGAAGCGGUUGUAUUGAAUGCAAUUAUACAUAGUAAUAAUAAUAAUAAUAAUCUUAAAAUACCAUCAUAUGAGAAAGUGAUGAAAGUAAUUAAUUUUCUUAAAGAAAAUAAUUUUUGGCGUUCUCAUCCAUAUUCACUGAUUAUGAUUAAUAAUAGAAAUAAUAAUGAUGAUGAUAAAACUAUUGUUAAGCCAAAUCAUCAAUUAUAUAUGAAAAAUAUUAAAGAUUUAUGGGAAAAUAAUAAAAGAAUUCAAUAAUGAAUAUGAAAAAUAGUACAGUAAUUAAAUUGAUAUAAUGAAAAAAACUAUUGAGAAUAGAAAGAUGACCAAAAUAAUGUGUGUAUAUUACUUGCUUACUUAUGCCUGUUACUCCUAAUGGAGCAUAGACCGCCGACUAGCAUUCAUCAACUCAUUCUGUCCUGGGUCUUAAAUGUGUAUAUUGAUGAUUAGAUAAUUAAAUGUACUUUGUUUUUGUUUGGAAUAUUCCCAUUUGAUUUGUUAUUUAUGUAAAU
This is a messenger RNA of Schistosoma guineensis, 620 nucleotides long. The record is from the annotation of a GenBank genome assembly. Lineage: Eukaryota; Metazoa; Platyhelminthes; Trematoda; Strigeidida; Schistosomatidae.